Closterium sp. NIES-65 is the source of this 1212-nucleotide messenger RNA. The record is from the annotation of a GenBank genome assembly. Lineage: Eukaryota; Viridiplantae; Streptophyta; Zygnematophyceae; Desmidiales; Closteriaceae.
AUGCUUAGAGAGAGUUACGCAUUCAGCACGCUCUGCCGUCCCCCCCCUUCCCCCGUCCCGUCGCGCGCGCAUUGCGCUCCCGCAGCGGCGCGCACUAAGCACCGUCCAGCAGAGCGCGCGCCUGCCCUUCCUUACGGCGUGCCCUGCCCUUCCUCAAUCCGCCCCUUCCCUCACCCUCCUCCUCCUUCCCUCUUUCCUUCGUGCUUCCCCCACUACCUCACCUCUUCCUCCUAUUUUCUCUCCCCAUCUGCUACGCCUCGCAGCUCCUUCGGCACAGCAGCGGACUUCUCUGCCACUAUCCCUCCUCCUUUGGUUUCUCCCCUCAUCGGCGCAGCAGCAGACUACUCCGCCACUUUCCCUCCUCCUCUGGUUUCUCCCCUCAUGGGCGCAGCAGCAGACUACUCCGCCACUUUCCCUCCUCUGGUUUCUCCCUUCAUCGGCUUAGCAGUAGACUACUUCGCCAUCUUCCCUCCUCCUCUCGUUUUCUCCUCGCAUCGACUCAGCAGCAGACUACUUUCCCUCCUCUUCUUGUUUCUCCCCUCGGCAGCUCAGCAGCAGACUACCCCGCCCUUAUUCCUCCACCUCUUAUACCUCUCCCCACAUCUACUCUGCAGUUGUUUCCUCCUCCUCAUGGUGACCUCUCUCGCCCUCCCCUCCCUCCCUCUGCUGUUCCUUCAGCUUGCGCCUGAUGGCAGUGCAGUCAACUUCCCCAGUUGGCUGAACUGUCUUGAGCGCAUGCUGUUUGGCACCCUAGUGAGUGGCUUUAACCUCUGGUUUCGGCUUGUGGCCACGACGCAAGCCACCGCCACGGGUGCUCCUGACAAUGCUGCUGCCCGUGACUUAGCUCGUAUUCUUGCUGAGUCCCUUGAGAGCACCCGCAAGCACCUCACUGCGCACCUCGCUGCCCCUAAUCCUCGUUGUGCCUCUACGCCCCUUUCCUCUGCUCCAUCUCACUCUGACCUUCUUGCUGACUUGCAUGUUGCCAACGCAUGUGCCUGUCAGGUCAUACCUGCCUGCCUCCCUCCAACUCUUCUCGCUCAGUGCUCACAUAUCCGCUCUGCCAAGGACCUUCUCGGCUAUCUCACCGAGCGCUAUCAGUCACAGACUCCCAUCGGCGUCAUUGCCCUCUUACGCGAGCUCACCUCUCUUCGUCUUGCUGACUUCACCACCAUGGCAGACUACAUCGCUCGUGUGCAGACGCUGUCCUCCUAA